AUGGCUAUCUACGGUGCCGUCCCUCCCCCGGAGGACUUUAACGCUUCUACGACGGCCGCUGCCGCCCCUCCCGCCGCCCAGCCGACUCCUCCGCCGCAGUCCCAGACUCCCCUCGCGAGCCUCAACGCAUCUCAGCCUGAAGGCUCCGCGAUCGAUAUCGAAGCAUGGACGAUCUCGGCUCUUGAGUCGCUCAGCGUCAGCCCGGUCGCCCGUGGCACGGGCACGCCCCUGGCGAUCAACAUCGACGAGCAGCUGAAGAAGGCGACCGUGACGAUUGAUGCGCCGGCUGUUCAGCAGCCGCCCAUCCGUCGUCCGCUCAGUCGGAGGGACAGCCAGAAGACGAGGGAGGCGCUGUUGAAGGGCAACGAGGGUACUCGGCAGCGUCGCAGAUGGGAGAAUGACCGUCUCAUCGGCGUGCCGAACGUCCAGCCCCCUCUGCCCAGCGACUGGGAAGUCCACCCUACAUACCCUGUCCAGGUCGUACCCUACGAUAUCGCGAAGUUCUGGGACACCGGUCUCCGUCAGCACAUCGAGGAUAAGACGUCGAAGCUGCAGGCGCAGCGCAAGAAGCAGCAGCGGAAGAACGGCUCGGCUACGGGCCUGGGUAUCGGAGAGGUUCCUCGUGACCUCCGAGACCAAGCCAAACGUACCCCGGCGGUUAAGGGGUGGGUUCGCGUGCUGGAGGAACCCGUGAGGAACUUCCUUAAGGAGCGCAGUGAGGAGAGCGACGCGGAAGGCGACAGCGAGGACGAAGAGAUCGUCUUCGUUGGGCGCAAGGGCAUGAGCGCCGCCGGCAAGGGGUGGAAGAAGGCCCGGCGAGAGGUCGGCAGCGAGAAAGUCGACACCGGCAUGGUGUUCGACUCUCUAGGCGACGAUGAGAGUGCCUCGUUCAAGCGUUGGCUGACGCAUUCCAUCUCCGACUACUACGGUCUCGAGUCUCGGUCUAUCACAACCGGCAACCCGGAGCGUCGUGUCGUCUAUGUUACUGUGAAGGAGGCGAGCAAGCGAGCAGGGCCACGGAAGCAUACCAUCCUGCCGCGACCGCUGUGGGAGAUGUGCUGA
Colletotrichum karsti is the source of this 1062-nucleotide messenger RNA. RefSeq names its product uv-damaged dna-binding protein. The record is from RefSeq and is a predicted model, not a curated record. The transcript is spliced from 3 exons. Lineage: Eukaryota; Fungi; Ascomycota; Sordariomycetes; Glomerellales; Glomerellaceae. Gene Ontology annotation, molecular function: nucleic acid binding. The coding region runs from base 1 to 1062 and encodes 353 amino acids.